UCCGCCAGCUUUCCAAACCAAACGACGUCGUUAACGUCCCCUUCAACUUGCAGCUCAUGGUUUUGACUUAUUUCUCCGUCUCCGACCAACCCCAGCCAUCUUCUUCGUCUUCUACUUCCCGCUCUCAGCUUCUGGAGGCUUCCCGAUUGGUUAUUCUGAAGCAUGAGUGAAGGUGAAAUUCCAUCGCUGCUCUCCUUGUGCGUAGACGCAGUAAAAAAUGAACUGGUUCGCGGCGAUGAUCUUUUACCGAUUGUCAAGGAGCUUCCACGGGACCUGCUCGAUGCUCUCGCUUCCCGGUUGCCUCCGUUGGGGUUGGAAAAGCUACAGACCGCAACGGCUUAUGAUGACUGGGAUGACUGUGAGUUUGCGGAUGAAGGACUCCGGAAUGGUAGGAAGCGCGGAAGGAGUUGGAAAUUCAAUGCGGCCUGGAGGAAUUUGUCAAAGGUGCGGUGGCCAGAGCUAGACAUUGGGAUUGAACCGCUGGACUGGCAACGAAUUUAUUGGGAAAUGCAUCUUCAAAAUUGCCUAGAUGCAGUAGCCGAGAUAGCUUCACUGCCGUCAUUUGAUGGACGCCUCAGUGAAACCAGGAUUCCAGAAUCUAUAUUGGGAUUGAUAGGUUGUGAGGGCUUUGUGCAUAAUUCAACUUGUGAUUAUUCCGAACUACAUCACCAUUCCCAACAAUUUGGUUAUUAUGCCAGAUGCCUGAGACUUCAGAAUGUUCUCUGUGGUGCAGAAAUUUCUCAUUUGUUGAGGAACAGCCGAUUGCAGAGAUUGGAACUAAGGUGGAUCAGAUCCAAGGAGCAUAUUGAUGGAUUAUGCAAACUUCUGAGCCAGAAUAGUGAAAGUUUAACAUCACUUGAGCUCAUUCACUGCAAGCUUUCUUCAGCUUCUAUUGAUGAAAUUUGUUGUUCUCUAUCCAGAAAGAGUGUGCAAACUCACGGCAUAAAAAGCUUCUCAAUCAGCACAUCAAACUUCCUUGAAACAAACCCACUUUCCUUACCUCUCGGACUAGUGUCAUUUUUGUCAUUGGGAAGGUCCUUGUAUUCGUUAAAACUCUCUGACAACCACCUUGGCCGGAAUUUUGCAAAAAUGGUUUUUGGCACUCUUAUAAAUGCUGCUUCUAGUCUAUCCAUCCUUGACCUUUCAGAUAACAAUUUAUCAGGCUGGCUUUCUGAACUCUAUUGGAGAUCACCAAGUGGCCCUCCAAUACCUUUGGGAACUAGAAAGUCCUUGCAAUCAUUGCGAGUCCUCAAUUUAAGGGGAAAUAAUCUAAACAAAGAUGAUGCUGAUGGCCUUAGAUACGCUCUUGUUCACAUGCCUAAGUUGGAGGUCUUGGAUAUGAGUGAUAAUCCUAUUGAGGAUGAUGGAAUCAGGAGUCUAAUUCCGUAUUUUGUCGAAGCAUCCGAAAAGUGCACUCCUUUUGCUGAUUUAAUGUUGGAGAGUUGUGAACUUUCCUGUGAUGGUGUGACUCUACUCAUAGAUACCCUUUCAACCCUAAAAAGACCAUUGAAGUCUCUGUCUGUUGCUGAUAACGACCUCGGCAGCCACGUAGCACCAGCUUUGGGAAAAAUCUUAUCUGCAUCAAUUCAAGUACUCAAUGUUGAAGGCAUUGGAUUGGGUUUAUCUGGUUUUCGGGAACUGCAAGAUGGCAUAACGAAGGAUUUGAAGCUAGUUGAGAUCAACAUAAGCAAAAACCGUGGAGGAAUUGAAGCUGCAAAGUUUUUGGUAAACUUGAUAUCAAGGGCACCAGAACUUGUUACAGUCAAUGUUGCAUAUAAUCUUAUGCCAUUCAACUCCUUGACCAUCGUUUGCUCUGCCAUUAAAGCUGCUAAGGGUCAUCUUGAGCAUCUGGACUUGAGGGGAAAUACUUGGGAUAAUCAACAGGUUACUGCCUCUAUGCUUGCCGACGCCCAAUGUAAUGGAAAGCCUGUUUUCAUUCUUUCGUCUUCACAAACUGCGGGUGCACCCUAUGACGAUGAUCCUUAGAUGGGAUGGCUAUCACAGUGUAGUUUGACCCCGUUGGAUGUACCAAAAUUUCUCAGCUGUGCAGCAAAGUUAUGCAGGUAUUAUGCUUUUUAGAUAUGAUUGUGUAUAUUACUUGCCUUUAAGGCCUUGAUAGCUAUGAGUUAGCAAGUUAUGCUUCAGUUGGUUCUUUUUAAGGGGUUUGAUGUAUUGUAAAGUCUCUUACUGAUGGAUUAUCCUAUUAAGUGAUGUGGGACUGUUCAGAAA
Molecule: messenger RNA, 2229 nt
Organism: Pyrus x bretschneideri (Chinese white pear)
Lineage: Eukaryota; Viridiplantae; Streptophyta; Magnoliopsida; Rosales; Rosaceae
Molecular function (GO): protein binding
Source: RefSeq, a predicted model, not a curated record